Molecule: messenger RNA, 618 nt
Organism: Haemonchus placei
Lineage: Eukaryota; Metazoa; Nematoda; Chromadorea; Rhabditida; Trichostrongylidae
Source: the annotation of a GenBank genome assembly
AUGAAUGUCGGCUGGUCUCUCAUGUUCGAGUUACUGAUACCUUUUUCGUGUUUUUUCUGCUCAAUACUCGCAGCUAAUUCAUGUGUCAAAAGAAGGGAAGAGAAGAGCUUGAGGUCUAUGCCUGUUCCGAGAGGUGAAACCCAAGUAUCAUUCUCAGCAGCGUCAUCCUCGUCGUCUUCUGACGCUCAUAUAAAUAAAAACACAAAUAAGGUUGUGGAUGGCAGUGAACCGAAAAAAAUCGAGAAAUCGGAGAAAGUAGCAGAAAUGUCACAGGAAAAGGCAACCAAGAAAAGCAGUGAAGAGAAGUUUGAUGUCAAAGUGAAUCACGAGAAGAAAGCAUGCAGUCUAGAGAGACCGCAAAUCACUAGAACUGAUGCGACCCAAGACGAUAUUAUGAAGGACGAAGACGUCAAGAAGAGGAAUAAAAGCCUUCAGAAGCCUGUGAUUCUAGAACGCACUAAGAGCGCGUCCUUUAAACAAUUUCCGCUCGAGUCUGAAAAAACUCACGACAGUGCUCGGAAUAGACUAGCACUUUUAAAUGCGGCAGAACAAAUGGCAAUGGAUAAAGGCGACUAUGACGAUUUUGGGCCACCUGUGCGUUCGACCAAGAGGACUUGA